UUAACCCCCUCGCUGACCCCGCUACUCCGAACAGGGUCUGCAGACGCUGAUGCAGCCGAUGGAGCCGACGGAGUUUGGCUGGUUCGACGCCCUCACGGCCCUCAUCUCCGUCGGGAUGUUCUACUUCGACGUCGUGUCCGAUUCGCUCCUCGCCUACUCCAUGUACAGCGACCCUUCCACGCAGAACUGGUUCCUGUCCACCGUGCUCCUGCUGGUAAUCCCCCUGGUGAUCGUCAACGGGUUCAGCGUCUACUGGUACUGGUUCGACGAGAAGGUGUGUGAACCGGAGGGCAUGUGCUACAAAACGCCCAAGGUGUCGCCGGGCGUGUGGGCGUUCAGGAUCAUCUCGCAUGUCCUUCUGCAGGCGAAUGUACUCAGGUAUAUGGAUUUGCUUUACUACGGCUACAAGAGUUUGCGGAAGGGGCAGGUGUGCACGGAGGCGAGGGCGGGACCAGAACACCCUGAUAAGUUCUCUCUGGCGGCGGACAGAUUCAAGCACAAACAAGGCCUCGCAAACGCACAGUCAACGGGAGGCCACAACUACCACAAGCUGUGGAUCCACGCUGAGAGGGACGCGGCCAACGUGGACCUGCUGGCGUCGCUCCUGCAGGACGCGCCUCAGCUAAUCCUGCAGCUGUAUAUCAUGGCCCAGACAAUACCUGCUCAGGCGCUGCAGGGGGAGAUCAGCCAGACUUUAAUGUUCCAGAUCCUCUCCGUCGGUGCAUCGCUGGUGGCCAUGUCUUGGUCGGUGUCCUCCUUCUCGAGGUCGACCCGCCUCUCGGAGCCGACGAUGGGUAACCUCAGUCCCGCGGGGCUGCUCGUCCUCACCCUCGGCCACUUCUGCUCCAUCGCCCCGCAGGUUUUGUGUUUUGCUCUGUUCUCCACCAAAUACAUGAUCAUAUUUGUGGUGGUGAUAUCCUGCCACUGGCUGGCUGCCAGCUUCUUUGUUAUUGUUCAGGUCGUGUGCUGUUCGAACCCCGUCCGCCUGGGGGCAACCUUCACUCACGACGUCCGGAAAGGGCCCUGCAGCCGCGUGGACGACGUCGCCUUCAGCGCCUCCUUCGGGCUGGUUCUCCUCUACACGUUCAUUGACGUCGGAGGAGCUGCGCCCAAGAUCCAGGGCACCGUGUUCCACUUCCUCAGACUCGUCGAAGAGGCCUGCAUGAUCACGUUCUGGUACUUGGCAACCGACCAGGACAUGUGGUACCACUGGGUCCCCCUCGCCAUGGUCCCCGGGUUCUUCGUCGCGGGCGUCCUCCUCGUGUGCGUCUACUACUUCUGCACCCACCCAGACCGCCGGAACAGGAGUCUCACGGUCUGACAGUAGUAGGAGGUCCUUAGAAUGUUAGAAUCAGGUAGAACUAGUCACCCACAAAGAGAUUCUGGUUAAUCUCAGUAAAACUUGCUUCACGGAUGUUUAAAGGAAUGUUGGGUUGAUGCUAAGAUUAUUAAAAGGAAUGUUAAGUUGAUUACUAAAAGCGAAUGGAGGAUUGAAAGGUAAAUGUGCAAGAAUUAAGAGAAAAAUCACAGUGAUAAGACAUUAUUUCAAAGGUUUCUUGUCUGUGAUUACAAUAAACACAAUUACAAAUGAAUAUGUUUUUUACGGGGAAAUGUGAUAUAUAUGUACUUAUUUUAUUUUUUCCUUUGUUGGCUUCAGGAUUUUAUCCUUUGCCAAAUACUCUAAGCCUUAAGGUAUUAUUAAGGACUUCUUCAGUAUUUUCGAAGGACCUGUAUUAGUGUAGGAAACUUUCCAAAUAUUUUGAUACGAUUAUGAUAUUUGAUAUACCAAGGUAUUCAGACCAAACACCACUUGUAUCUUGACUGCCUUUCCUUUUAUAAGGUUAUUUUGAUCAGCAGAAUACAGUGAACAUGUAGACGUCUAGAAAAGGGUGGCACAACUUUUGCAGUUUUCUGUCUUUUUUAUGUGAACUUUUGUGAUGAAAUAAAUAUUUUGUUGUGUU
Messenger RNA from Penaeus chinensis, 1961 nucleotides. RefSeq names its product XK-related protein 6-like. Gene Ontology annotation, biological process: phosphatidylserine exposure on apoptotic cell surface; apoptotic process involved in development; engulfment of apoptotic cell. Lineage: Eukaryota; Metazoa; Arthropoda; Malacostraca; Decapoda; Penaeidae. The transcript has 8 exons. Gene Ontology annotation, cellular component: plasma membrane. Bases 50 to 1321 code for a protein of 423 amino acids. The record is from RefSeq and is a predicted model, not a curated record.